AUGCAACAGCUUCAUCUUUCCCAGCUUUUCAAACCCAAGCCUUUGACAUAUCCUAAAGUUAAUGGUACAGCACAUUUUCUUGGACAUAAAACCCAUCUUCAACCUAGUAUUUCAAGUUAUAAGACCACUUUAGUUUCUUUGUUCAUAACCAAUGGCCUCAAUCUUCCUCUCAUCACAAACUCAGCAACUUGUAGUGCAAGAGAAUGCCCUACACUCUCAGCUGAGGAUGAUUCAGAUAUUGUUAACAACUUCAGCAUGAAUAAGAAUCAGAGUCCUAUUGAGGUUUCUGAUGAAAGUGCCAAGGGAAAGAGCUUUUGGGGUGCCGUUGGUUUGAUCAUUGGUGCUGCUGUGGGCCCUGGAAUGUUGGGCUUGCCUUCUUUGACCAUAAAAUCAGGCCCAUUUCCUUCAACAAUCAUAAUUUUCAUAUCAUGGCUCUAUGUCAUCUCAUCAAUAAUCAUUGUUGCUGAACUUUGCUUUGAUGCAAUGGAAGAAGAUGGUGUUGAAGAGGUGAGCUUCACAAGCCUUGCAACAAGGACAUUGGGACGUGGUUUUGGUGCAUUUGUUGCUGUAGUUUACUCCAGUUUGUGUUUUUCCUUGCUUGUGGCCUGUGUUGCUGGUAUUGGAUCAAUUUUCUCUCCAUGGUUUCAAGGGGUGAAUGCGUUUAUUGUUCAUUCCUUGUUUCCUCUUCUUUUAGGAAUAUUGAUUGUUUUUUUCCCAUUUAAGACUAUUGAUGUUGCAAACAGAUUUCUAUGCUUCCUUAUGCUAUUCUCCAUAACUGGAUUGGUUGCUAUAGGAAUAUCUGUGGCAAGAGUCAACAUAAUAAGCUCAUUUGCUUUAGCCUCAUGGAAACUUUCAUCAAUACUUCCUAUUAUACCUGUGGCUGUGCUCACAAUGGGAUUUCAUGUAAUCACUCCUUUUAUAUGCAAGGUUGCUGGGAAAACUGUAGAUGAUGCUAGGAAAGCAAUACUAAUUGGUGGGGCUGUUCCUUUGGUCAUGGUUUUGUCAUGGAACUUGAUUGUGUUGGGGCUUGUAGGGACUAAUAACAACACAACCACCACCUCUGGUGACCCUAUAUCCCUUUUGCUUUCUGUGAAUCCAUCAGCUGUAUCUGCAGUUCAAGGCUUUGCCUUCUCUGCUAUGGCAACUAGCUUGGUAGGAUAUGCUGUGAGCCUUCCCAAACAGCUUCUUGACACUUUGGAGUUGGUAUCAGGAAAAGCCAAAGCUUGUGAUGAGCAUGGCAGUGGAAGAGUUGGACUGGCCUCUUACUCAGGAGGGUCUAGUGUUGGUAAUUCUGGGAAGGUUUGCUUCGUAGGUUCAAGAAAUGAGACAAUAACAGGAUCUAAAAUGAGAUCAAAUGAGCCAACAUUUAAAGUCCUUGUGACACUACUAGUCCUUGUUUUCUCAGUGCUGAUAGCUUCAUUUUUACGCUCUACAUUUUCAAGGGCUCUUGAUUUUGCUGGUGUCUAUGCCAAUUGCUUUUUGUUUGGCAUUAUUCCUCCUGUGAUGGCUUACAUUCAACAAUCCAAGAAGAAAAUCCGGUCGUCCAUCAUUCCAGGUGGAAAUGGGACACUUCUACUACUUUUCAUUAUCUCUGUCAUUUUGGGAAUUUGGCAUUGA
Messenger RNA from Abrus precatorius (Indian licorice), 1617 nucleotides. Its product is annotated as tyrosine-specific transport protein 2. The record is from RefSeq and is a predicted model, not a curated record. NCBI's taxonomy places the organism in Eukaryota, Viridiplantae, Streptophyta, Magnoliopsida, Fabales, Fabaceae. The coding region runs from base 1 to 1617 and encodes 538 amino acids. The transcript has 2 exons. Gene Ontology annotation, biological process: amino acid transmembrane transport.